UUCUUUCUUUCUUUUCCACGUUUGUCUUCGGAGAAAGCAUCGCAUUUCGUCUUUUUUGGAAGAAAUAUGGAUACUUUCACCAACAUAAAAAACAUCUUGGUUAAAUUCUACGAUGAAUACACCCAGACGACCCCAAAGAAGCUCAAGAUAGUGGAUGCAUAUCUGUUUUAUAUCAUGUUAACGGGAAUUAUCCAGUUCGUGUAUUGUUGUCUUGUUGGGACCUUUCCAUUCAACUCAUUCCUGUCCGGUUUCAUCUCGUGCGUUGGAUCAUUUGUCUUAGGAGGUAAUGAUUAUUGAUUAUUAAUAUUUUUCUUUUACUUUAUUUUUCUAACGGCGCGUUUAGAAAAUCUGAGCGUUGCAACCUGAGCGUGUGACACGUAGAUUGUUAAUGUCGCGACACCUGGUGUGUGCUUAAAUGAAACGUAAUACUAAGCUGUUAAAAAAGGGCAAAAAUAUAUUGAUUUUAUCGUCAUCAGAAGUAAUAGAUAAAAGUGAUUUCAAUGUAAGAUUAAGUCUUGAAAAUGGCUGGAAAUUUUUGUGCCCAAAAUUUCAUUUGUAGCUUAGCAUUCACAAAGGAAGUAUCCUUGAGAAUUGAUUUUGAAAAUCUCAGGCAUCCUAAGAGGGUAUGGACUUAUGAUUUUAAAGGAGCCGUUGAAAGAAUAAGCUUUAGAAACAACGUUCUUUAUCUUAACAUGUAAACAUCUUGUCUUGAUUUGACCACUCUGCUGAUUCCCUGCCUUUUUGAUGCUUGAAGUGAUACUUACUUACUUACUUUGUACAUGUAGGAAAGUUAUGUUUUUUUUUUGGCUGAACUCUGGGAUCUGGGGUGAGCAGGCUUUGCUCAUACUUAGUUACUUUCUGUAUUUAAAGCUGUUGUGGUUUUUUAUUUCAGUUUGUCUUCGAGUGCAGUCCAACCCUGCAAACCUUUCAGAUUUCAAGGGUAUUUCACCAGAGAGGGCAUUUGCUGAUUUUAUCUUCGCUAGUGUCAUCCUUCAUCUAGUUGUGAUGAAUUUCAUUGGCUGA
Molecule: messenger RNA, 1023 nt
Organism: Porites lobata
Lineage: Eukaryota; Metazoa; Cnidaria; Anthozoa; Scleractinia; Poritidae
Source: the annotation of a GenBank genome assembly